AUGCAGCGAGGUGCGCAAUCGAGCGCGACUCACGCACGGUCUCGUGGUGCAAUGACCAUUUUCGUGGACAUGAAUGCCAAGCUGCGCACGCUGCUCGUAAAGAGGGAGAAAUCGCGCAUUCCAUGGCGGAAGGAUGCGGAUGCGUUUGUAAAUGAGUGA
Molecule: messenger RNA, 159 nt
Organism: Peronospora matthiolae
Lineage: Eukaryota; Oomycota; Peronosporomycetes; Peronosporales; Peronosporaceae
Source: the annotation of a GenBank genome assembly